Micropterus salmoides (largemouth bass) is the source of this 2365-nucleotide messenger RNA. RefSeq names its product retinoblastoma binding protein 8 (gene rbbp8). The record is from RefSeq and is a predicted model, not a curated record. Lineage: Eukaryota; Metazoa; Chordata; Actinopteri; Centrarchiformes; Centrarchidae. The coding region runs from base 263 to 2314 and encodes 683 amino acids. Gene Ontology annotation, cellular component: site of double-strand break. Gene Ontology annotation, biological process: DNA double-strand break processing involved in repair via single-strand annealing; double-strand break repair via homologous recombination. Gene Ontology annotation, molecular function: damaged DNA binding; Y-form DNA binding; double-strand/single-strand DNA junction binding. The transcript has 19 exons.
CCCAGCAGGCAGUUCGGCGCGCGAAUUUGGAUUUAGUUGUUGUGGAGUUGUCAACAUGGAAGUACUUUACUCCAUUAACAUGUCAGCCUAACUACUUCAUUCCUCACAUAAACCUCUGCGUCUUUCCUGGACUCGUUGGUGUAAGAGGUGUUUAUUCCGAAAGUGUGUAGCGAGCCUCCGGGUGGACGUUUGGCUAGUUAGCGUUAGCUGUAGUGUUGGCUGGUAGUAGGAGAGCUGGCUGGGUUUUUGCAGUGAGUGGAGGAUGAGCAGCCCAGGACAGAGCAGCAGAACCCCCAAACCAGCUGACCUCUUUGAAGAUUUAUGGAGGCAGCUGGGAGAGUGCCACCAGAACACACUUCAAGAACUGGAGGCAAAAGUGAGCAAGUUGAAGAAGGAGCGCUGUUUGGAUGCUCAAAGACUUGAGGUGUUUCACAGUCGCAACCAGCAGCUGAAGGAGCAAAACAAAACCCUGCAGGAUGCUAUCAGUCUCCUGGAGGAAAGGCUCCGUGCAGGAGAGUGUGAUCGAUGUACCAUCUUAAGGGAGAACCUGAAAAACAACCAGGAUCAGAAUUUGUGCCUGAUUGCCAAACUGAAGAAUGAAAGAAACAGCCUCGAGGAUGAAAACAGAAAACUACAUGCUGAACUUCAAAAGUUAAAAAUGUCUUGCUCACAGCCCCGGCAGGCCUCCUCCCCCGAAACGGAAGAAGGCAUCAUCCCAGACUCACCAGUCCUGCCAAGCUCGCUGCCUGUGGCAAACAAACUGAGGAAACGUAAACAUAUGGACAAAAUGAAGCACGUUCGCUAUGCAGAGAUGCCUCUACCACAGUCUAACAAGUCACUCUUCAACGAACUGAAUAAGGAGCUUGUUGACGCUACAAAGAAUCCUGGAAGAGCAGAAGUACUUGUACCCAACACAUGUGAACUGGACACACCCCACGUCUCAAAUGAUGUGAAUCUAUAUCUGGAUGAAGCGAUAGCAGAAACCUGCGGCCUUGAACUUCUUGACAAGCCUCACAGGACAUCUGCAGGCCAGAAAAGCAGCUCGAAAGCUUCUUGGAAGUGUGACGUUAGUUUAAAGCCUUGCUGCUCCUCCUUUUCAUCCAUGCCCAUCCACAGUCCAGACUCGACCACAGAGACGUCGCCGUCACUUAUCUCACGUGUCAAACGGCUUUCGGAGAGCGGCUCCAUUAACAAAGCAAAACGGGCGAAGGGGGACCGCGAACCGGAGGUGCAAGAAGAGGACAGACAAGGAAUCCAGCAAGCGGUUGGCAAACAGUGGGAAGGCAGACACACACAACCUGACCUGAUCAAACGAACCUCCACACGUUUAGGCAGUCAAAGCUUCAAGAAGGUGCCGUUGGACAGCCAGGUUCAGUCAACACAAAAUGGGACGUCUAACCAAAGGCCAGAUGUUUCCUGUGCAAGUCCUGCUUUCAAGAAGCCAGAUGUUAAAGAAGCAAACAAAGACGGCUUUAGGAAGAAAGGAAACCCUCUGCAAGAUCUGAAUGCCUCCCAUCUUCAACCUGAAGGAGAAGAUGCAGUUGAAUUUCAUGUGACCACGAUGACUCUGCUCUCCCCAGCUGUGAGGGGGGGGAAAGUGGAGCCCAUGUGGAGCAUUGACCCUGCGCUCGCCCUGUCCAUGUAUGAAAGUGAAUGGAGAGGUGACGAGCCAAAGGAAGAACAGUGUCUUGGAGAACUGGUAGAUACCGACUGCACUUGGGUCAGUCACAGCUUACUCCAGUGUCGGGGAGAAAAUGCCCGGGACAGUGUGUCUGGUCUAGGCAAGAAGGCAAAUGACAGUCUGGAUAUGAUGUUUGACACAACAGCUUAUGGAGAGUACAAGUCUUACAACAGUUCAUGCUUAGGCCAGAGCCAGCCCUGUGGUGGUGGUGAUGAUGAUGAUGCAGGUGAUUACGAAGAAGGAGAAGAGGAGGAUGAUGAACAAGAUCUUCCUGAAAACAGCCAAAAUAAAGGGCACAAUGCACGAUGCCCAACAUUUGCACACGUGGCCGUGGUUCGCAAGAAAGACGAGAGACGAAAACUUAAGGGCACCACCUGUAAGGAGUGUGACAUUUAUUACGCUCAUCUCCCAGAGGAGGAAAAACAGAAAAAGUUGUCUGCGUGCUCAAGGCACAGAUUUCUUUAUAUUCCUCCUUGUACUCCUGAAAAUUUCUGGGAAGUUGGAUUCCCAUCAACUCAAACAUGCAUUGAGAGAGGUUAUAUCAAGGAAGAAAAGAACCCACAGGCACGUUCUCGGAGAAGACAACCAUUCAAUGCUUUAUUCUCCCCAAAGUCGAAAAAACAGGAGAGCUAAGUGGAAGAACAGUUUGGAUUGGCCCAUUUAAAUAAACACAUCACAGUGUAC